Kluyveromyces marxianus DMKU3-1042 is the source of this 897-nucleotide messenger RNA. RefSeq names its product mitochondrial 2-oxodicarboxylate carrier 2 (gene ODC2). The transcript has a single exon. The coding region runs from base 1 to 897 and encodes 298 amino acids. Lineage: Eukaryota; Fungi; Ascomycota; Saccharomycetes; Saccharomycetales; Saccharomycetaceae. Gene Ontology annotation, cellular component: mitochondrial inner membrane. The record is from RefSeq and is a predicted model, not a curated record. Gene Ontology annotation, biological process: mitochondrial ADP transmembrane transport; mitochondrial ATP transmembrane transport. Gene Ontology annotation, molecular function: ATP:ADP antiporter activity.
AUGUCAGAACAAAAGAAGUCAUUACCCUUUGUGUACCAGUUUAUGGCUGGUGCAGUCGCUGGUGUGUCUGAAAUCUUGGUUAUGUAUCCUUUGGAUAUGGUAAAAACCGUGAUGCAAUUGCAAGUUUCCGGUGGAUCAGGACCUCAAUACAAGGGUGUUUUCGACUGUUUGAAACAAAUUGCUGCUAAGGAGGGUCCACGCCGUCUUUACAAGGGUAUUUCCUCCCCAAUUCUAAUGGAAGCUCCCAAGAGAGCUACCAAAUUUGCCUGUAAUGAUGAAUUCCAAAAGAUCUACAAGAAUCUUUUCGGUGUGGAUAAAUUGACUCAACCUUUAUCCAUCCUAUCCGGUGCAUCUGCUGGUAUUUGUGAGUCAUUCGUUGUGGUUCCAUUUGAGUUGGUCAAAAUCAGAUUGCAAGAUGUGUCUUCUAAGUUCACCAGCCCAGUUGCUGUUGUUAAGGACAUUGUUCAAAAAGAAGGUAUUUUGGCUAUGUACAAUGGUUUGGAAUCUACUAUGUGGAGACAUGGUGUCUGGAAUGCAGGUUAUUUCGGUAUCAUUUUCCAAGUUAGAGCUCUUCUACCAACUGCACACACCAAAUCUCAGCAGACACGUAAUGAUUUGAUUGCUGGUACUGUCGGUGGUACCAUUGGUUCCAUGCUUUCUACCCCAUUCGAUGUCGUUAAAUCUAGAAUUCAAAAUACUGCUGUCGUUGCAGGUGUCGCAAGAAAGUACAACUGGAGUUGGCCAUCUUUGGGAACUAUCUAUAAGGAAGAAGGUUUCAAGGCCCUUUACAAGGGCUUUGUUCCUAAGGUUUUGAGAUUGGGACCAGGUGGUGGUAUUCUAUUGGUUGUCUUCACAGGUGUUAUGGACUUCUUUAGAACUAUCCAUGAGGGGAAGUAA